Notodromas monacha is the source of this 504-nucleotide messenger RNA. Lineage: Eukaryota; Metazoa; Arthropoda; Ostracoda; Podocopida; Cyprididae. The record is from the annotation of a GenBank genome assembly.
AUGGACGAUCCCGAAUUGGCCAGAAUACGUGCUCAACGAAUGGCCACGCUCCAAGCGAAGGCCGGCGGCGGUGGUGGUGGUCGUGGUGGCGGCGGCUCAGAAAGGGAUGGUGAAGAAGCCGAACGCCGCCAACAAGAGCAAGAAAUGGCCAAGAAUUCAAUUUUAUCGCAAGCUCUCGAUCAGGCUGCACGCGCGCGGUUGAACACACUUGCUCUGGCCAAACCCGAGAAAGGGCAGAUGAUCGAAAAUCUAAUUCUUCGGAUGGCUACAUCUGGUCAGCUUAGGGGCAAAAUGUCCGAGCAGGAGCUAAUCGGGCUUUUGGAACAAGUGAGCGAGAAAUCCAAAGUCACAACUACAGUGAAGUUUGAUCACCACUGGGGCAAAAUGUCCGAGCAGGAGCUAAUCGGGCUUUUGGAACAAGUGAGCAAGAAAUCCAAAGUCACAACUACAGCGAAGUUUGAUCGGCGUCGAGCUGCUCUUGAUUCUGACGAUGAUGAUUUUUGA